Molecule: messenger RNA, 1254 nt
Organism: Aspergillus chevalieri
Lineage: Eukaryota; Fungi; Ascomycota; Eurotiomycetes; Eurotiales; Aspergillaceae
Exons: 4
Coding region: 1-1254 (417 amino acids)
Biological process (GO): peptidoglycan turnover; amino sugar metabolic process
Molecular function (GO): phosphotransferase activity, alcohol group as acceptor; ATP binding
Source: RefSeq, a predicted model, not a curated record
AUGGUUUCUAACAUGGUUAACGGCACUGCCAGCCAUUCCUUGGAUCUGACCGUCCUUGGUUUGAACAGUGGGACAUCGAUGGAUGGCAUCGACUGUGCCCUUUGCCGCUUCUGCCAGGAGACUCCCGAGUCGCCGAUGCACUUUGAGCUUCUGAGGUACGGAGAGAUCCCGCUGGAGCCGGUAAUCAAGAAGCGGGUGAUGAACAUGAUCCUGCGCAACCAGACCUCGCCGUCUGAGUUGUCAGAAGUGAACGUCAUCCUGGGCGAAACGUUUGCGUUGGCAGUGCACCAGUUCUGCAAGGACUACCACGUCGACAUUGACUCGAUUGAUGUGUUGGGCUCCCACGGCCAGACGAUCUGGCUGCUCUCCAUGCCCGAGCCAGGCGAGACUCGGAGCGCACUGACGAUGGCCGAGGGCUCAUUCCUGGCCUCGCGCACCGGUAUCACCUCAGUGACGGACUUCCGCGUGAGCGACCAAGCUGCCGGGCGCCAGGGUGCUCCGCUGAUUGCCUUUUUUCACGCUAGUGCUGCACCACCCGACCAAGUUGCGCGCCUGCCAGAACAUCGGCGGCAUAGCCAACGCAAUGUCUUCAUCGAUGCCGUGGUGCGCCAUUAUACCAACGGUGAGCGCGAGUAUGACAAAAACGGUGAGAUGGGUGCGCGUGGUACAGUCGACCAGGAGCUCGUCGACGACUUCCUGCGCCAUCCGUACUUUGCCCUAGAUCCGCCCAAAACUACCGGCCGUGAGGUUUUCCGUGACACGCUCGCGCAUGACCUUAUCACCAAGGCAGAAGCCAAGAGGCUUAGUCCCGACGAUGUCGUUGCCACCAUCACCCGUGUCACGGCGCAGGCUAUUGUGGACCACUACCGUCGCUAUGCCCCAAAAGACCUAGAGAUUGCCGAGAUCUUCAUGUGUGGCGGCGGGGCGUAUAAUCCCAACAUCACGGCAUUUAUCCAGAAGUAUUACCCCAACACUCGCAUUAUGAUGCUGGAUGAUGCCGGUAUUCCCGCUGGCGCCAAGGAGGCCAUCACCUUCGCCUGGCAAGGUAUGGAGGCAGUGGUGGGCCGUUCCAUUCCUGUUCCCACACGUGUCGAGACUCGUCAAGAAUAUGUGCUUGGAAAGGUGUCUCCAGGCAAGAACUACCGCAAGGUCCUGCGCCAAGGUAUGCUUUUUGGUGCUGGCCGCGAUCAUCUCUCCCCAGUAAAGGAACUGGUCAACUAUGUCGAUGGCAAAGUUUUCAACAACAAGUGGUAA